AUGGACUCUCAAAAACCCAAAUCGUCAUAUGAUCGAAGCGAUGACGAGAAAGUUGUCAGGAUCAUUGAGGUUUCCACCGCUCGGGGCAUCCCCCAUGACCCGGAUGCACACCUAGGUGAUGUUGAAAGAGCAGAAAUUGACCGGAAGCUUGUUCGGAAACUUGAUCUCCAGUUGAUUCCUUGGGCUGUGUUCUUCUCGGCUGCAGCUGUAUCGGGGUCAUUUGGUGGUCUACUCGCAGCUGCUAUCGGCAAGAUGGACGGGCUAGGAGGCCGACCUGGAUGGGCAUGGAUAUUCAUCCUAGAGGGCCUUGCAACAGUCCUCUUCGGAUUUCUCUCCUUCUUUGUGCACGACUUCCCAGAUACUGCCACUUUCCUUACCGAACAAGAUCGUGCUCGAGUCAUCCGCCGGCCAAAGCUCGACAACCAAUCGAGCGUUGAGCACGAGGAAUUUGAAAUGGCGUACUUGUGGGCAGCUAUCAAGGACUGGAAAAUGUAUUUGGGUAUGUUCAUUUAUAUGGGUGCCGACAUGCCCCUAUAUGGUUUCUCUCUAUUUUUGACGUCUAUCAUUAGUAGCAUGGGCUAUACCUCGACUACUAAGGCUCAGCUUAUGUCAGUGCCACCUUACGUAUGCGCAGCCAUUUUUACAAUUGCGGUCGGCAUUUGCGCAGAUCGUACUGGUAGACGCGGAUUGUGCAACAUCUUCGUUUCAAUGUUUGGGAUCGUUGGCUUCGGCAUGCAUCUCGGGUCACAAAAUCCACGUGUCAAAUAUGCCGGCACGUUCUUGGGCGCCCUCGGAAUUUACCCUUUUAUUCCAAACACUAUCGCCUGGGUUAGCAACAACAUAGAGGGCUAUAAACGCGGUAUCGUCCUCGGAUUUGUUAUCGGCUGGGGAAACAUCAACGGCCUUGUUAGUAGUAAUAUUUUCUUCCAAGCACCACGAUACACGGCCGGCCAUGCGGCAAUUAUGGGAUACAUGGUCACAUGCCUUGUUAUUGGGAGCACUGUUAUGCAUGUCCUUCUGAAGAGUGAGAAUGCAGCUAAACUAUCCGGAAGGAGGGAUUACUUGGUUGCAGGCAAGUCCGAUCAAGAGGUUGAGACUCUUGGUGACAAUCGGCCAGACUUCCUGUACACCACAUAA
This is a messenger RNA of Venustampulla echinocandica, 1137 nucleotides long. RefSeq lists its product as uncharacterized. Bases 1 to 1137 code for a protein of 378 amino acids. Gene Ontology annotation, biological process: transmembrane transport. Gene Ontology annotation, cellular component: membrane. Gene Ontology annotation, molecular function: transmembrane transporter activity. The record is from RefSeq and is a predicted model, not a curated record. NCBI's taxonomy places the organism in Eukaryota, Fungi, Ascomycota, Leotiomycetes, Helotiales, Pleuroascaceae. The transcript has 3 exons.